Molecule: messenger RNA, 1239 nt
Organism: Phyllostomus hastatus (greater spear-nosed bat)
Lineage: Eukaryota; Metazoa; Chordata; Mammalia; Chiroptera; Phyllostomidae
Gene: FBL
Product: fibrillarin
Exons: 8
Coding region: 94-1158 (354 amino acids)
Biological process (GO): rRNA methylation; box C/D sno(s)RNA 3'-end processing
Cellular component (GO): Cajal body; nucleolus; box C/D methylation guide snoRNP complex
Molecular function (GO): rRNA methyltransferase activity; RNA binding; histone H2AQ104 methyltransferase activity
Source: RefSeq, a predicted model, not a curated record
CGCGCGCGUGCGCUUCUCUCCACGUGCGAAAGCCCCGGACUCGUGGGGGCUCGGACGCCGCAGAAUCCUGAGCCGCGCAGCUCCGCGCUCGCCAUGAAGCCAGGUUUCAGCCCCCGUGGGGGUGGCUUCGGUGGCCGAGGGGGCUUUGGUGACCGUGGAGGCCGAGGUGGAGGCCGAGGUGGCUUUGGUGGGGGCCGAGGUGGCUUUGGUGGGGGCCGAGGUCGUGGUGGAGGCUUCAGAGGCCGUGGAGGAGGAGGAGGAGGAGGAGGAGGAAGAGGUGAGUGGGUUGGGGGAGGAGGCUUUCCCUGGGCUUGCGGAUCUGGGAGGGAAGAGGUGUGGGAUGUCCCUCUCUCACUGCAUCUCUCCCUUGUAGGUGGCGGGUUCCAGUCUGGUGGCAGCCGGGGUCGUGGUCGGGGAGGAAAAAGGGGAAAUCAGUCAGGGAAAAAUGUGAUGGUGGAACCUCACCGGCACGAGGGAGUUUUCAUUUGUCGAGGAAAGGAAGAUGCACUGGUCACGAAGAAUCUGGUCCCUGGAGAAUCAGUUUAUGGAGAGAAGAGAGUCUCAAUUUCGGAGGGAGAUGACAAAGUUGAGUACCGUGCCUGGAACCCCUUCCGCUCCAAGCUGGCAGCAGCGAUCCUGGGCGGUGUGGACCAGAUCCACAUCAAGCCAGGGGCCAAGGUGCUCUACCUCGGGGCUGCCUCAGGCACCACCGUCUCUCACGUCUCUGACAUUGUAGGCCCGGACGGUCUGGUCUAUGCAGUUGAGUUCUCCCACCGCUCUGGCCGUGACCUCAUUAACUUGGCCAAGAAGAGGACCAACAUUAUUCCUGUCAUUGAAGAUGCUCGGCACCCACACAAAUACCGCAUGCUCAUUGCAAUGGUGGAUGUGAUCUUUGCCGACGUGGCCCAGCCAGACCAGACCCGGAUUGUAGCCCUGAAUGCCCACACCUUCCUACGUAAUGGAGGGCACUUUGUGAUUUCCAUUAAGGCCAACUGCAUCGAUUCCACAGCCUCUGCCGAGGCAGUGUUCGCCUCUGAAGUGAAAAAGAUGCAACAGGAGAACAUGAAGCCCCAGGAGCAGUUGACUUUAGAGCCAUAUGAAAGAGACCACGCUGUAGUUGUGGGUGUGUACAGGCCUCCCCCCAAGGUGAAGAAUUGAAGUCCAGCGCUCCAUCUGGAUUGCGAGAAAUUAUGUUGCUACUGUUACACUUGUGUUUUUCUAUUAAAAGACUCAUCCUUC